This is a messenger RNA of Vicia villosa (hairy vetch), 468 nucleotides long. Its product is annotated as secreted RxLR effector protein 161-like. Lineage: Eukaryota; Viridiplantae; Streptophyta; Magnoliopsida; Fabales; Fabaceae. The record is from RefSeq and is a predicted model, not a curated record. The transcript has a single exon. The coding region runs from base 1 to 468 and encodes 155 amino acids.
AUGAUUGAUUAUCGUCCUUUUGAUACUCAUAUGGAUUCCAAUGUCAAGCUUCUUCUGGGCCAAGGGGAGCCAUUGAAAUAUCCGGGAAGAUAUCGACGUCUUGCGGGUAAACUUAAUUAUCUUGCUGUCACCAGACCAUAUAUUACAUUUUCAGUGAGAAUUGUGAUCCAAUUUCUGAACGCUCCUUGUGAUAGCGAUUGGAACGUAGUUUUUCGGAUUCUCAAAUAUAUAAAGAAUGCAUCAGGAAUAGGACUAUUACAUGAAUAUAAGGGUGAUGCUAAAAUCACUUGUUAUUCAAAUGCAAAUUGGUCCGAAUCACCGUCAAAUUGGAGAUCCACUCCUGAAUUUUGUGUUCUUAAUGAAGGAAACAUGAUCUCAUGGAGAAGCAAGAAACAAAACACAGUUGCAAUUUCUAAUGUUGAAGCUGAAUAUCGUGCUAUGACAGUAGCCUCAAAGGAGCUUGCAUGA